This is a messenger RNA of Lactuca sativa (garden lettuce), 938 nucleotides long. RefSeq lists its product as uncharacterized. NCBI's taxonomy places the organism in Eukaryota, Viridiplantae, Streptophyta, Magnoliopsida, Asterales, Asteraceae. The record is from RefSeq and is a predicted model, not a curated record.
ACAAGCAAACUUGGAAGUGGUUCUUAGAUCUACUACUUGAUGACAUUGAGAUGAGAGAUAGGACAGGGCUAACAAUCAUUUCUGACCAGCAUAAAGGUCUAGUUAAGGCUGUAAAGGAGAGAGCACCAGGAAGUGAGCAUAGGCAAUGUGCUAGGCACAUCUAUGCCAACUUUAAGAAAAAGUUUACGGGUGUUGAGUUUAAGAGGCUUUUUUGGAUUGCUGCAAAGUCUACAACACAAAAAACAUUUGAAGCUACAAUGAGGGAAAUUAGGCAACUUAGCAUAAAUGCUUAUGACCACUUGAUGUAAAGAGAUCCAAGCACAUGGUGUAGGGCAUUUUUUUUAGAAGAUAGGCGUUGUGAUGCCGUAGAGAAUGGCAUAUCAGAAUCCUUCAAUUCUGCAAUUGUAAAGGCAAGGAAAAAACCGAUAAUAACUAUGCUUGAAGAAAUUAGAGUCUAUGUCAUGGAGAGAAUGUUCAAUCAAAAGAAGAAGGGAGAAAAAUGGAACUUGCCAAUCUGUCCCUCCAUCAGAAGGAGGAUUAAGAAUUUGAAAAAAACACAAAGGUAUUGGGAAGUUACUCCAAGUGGUCCACAACAAUAUGAGGUCAGAUUAUUGCAUGAAGGAUAUGGAGUUGACUUGAACAACAGAACUUGUGCAUGCAGAUCCUGGCAGAUUAGUGGGAUACCGUGUUUGCAUGCCAUUGCAACAAUAUUGUUUUUGAAUGGGAAUGUAGAGGACUAUGUUUCAGUUUGGUUCACAACAGGCAUGUUUGGAAGUUGCUAUAGAUAUACAAUAAAACCAAUUAAUGGUGCUGAUUUAUGGCCAACUGUAGUUGCUAAUACCAUCUUGCCACCAAGACGUAGAAGGCUGCCUGGGAGACCAAAGGUGAACAGGAAGAAAUGUCUUACGAAAAGAAGGAAGGCAUAUUGUUAGUAAGAA